AUAAAUGGAAUGCAAAUAAAAGAAAGAUACUGACAGUUACUUAUGUCAUCAACCUGUGAGAAUCCUGACAAUAUGAGUUGGGCAGCUUUCUUACUGACAUUAUUGUGUUUACCUACUAUAACACAGACCUGCCUGAAUUGUGACCUGGAAGUAAAGACCAUCCUAAACAACUUAAAAGAAACUUACCUGUAUGCUCAUAUACAGGAGCAUGCUGUGGCUGAGAAAUUAGUGAAUUAUGUGAAAGCUGCAGAGAGUUGCUUCUUCCAUGCUUCUCUUAAAUUUUCAGGUCAAGGAUUCAUUGAUGAGAGUACACUAAUAAAAGCAGCACAUGACUUUAAAAGGGAACUGAAAAGGAUGAUAGAUACACAUCUUGAAGGGAUAGCAUUAAUCAAUACACUCAUAAAGUUAAUGAAAGCACAGUGCUUGCUUCUGGAGACUCACAUCAAAGUCUAUGUACAGCAAGGAUUUUGUCCAAAUACAUGUGGCACCAUGCUUCAAGAGGCAAUAUCAUGUCAAACAUGUGAAAAGGUUGAUUACAUAUGCCCCCAGAAGCAGGUUUGUGAAGACAGGAGGAUCCAAAUCGGUAUAAAUGAAGACCUGAAGCUUGACUGUGGAUUCUCUUGGCAUGCUCUAGCAAAACAUCUUCAAGAAUACCAAUUUUUCAAGUUAACUCAAAAUGGCAGUGCCUGGACAGAGACUUUGAUUUCAAAGUCCAAAGAGCCAACUCUAGUGAUACACAGAAUAAAGGAAAGUGAUUCUGGGCACUACAUGUGUUUGCUUAAAGAUCAUCAGCAAAACAUAAUCAGCAAGUUUAGCUACAAUGUAGAGGUGACCAGAGGUGUAGCAAAUGAGGAGACUAUCUGGACCCGUCUGACCUUGCCACCAGUGGAAAUGCAUGCAGUUUCUAGACACUCAGAAAAGCACAGGAAUAUAGAGCAACACAUCACACACUUGAUUAUUCUCACUAUUGUUGGCAGCGGUGGAGGUAUCACAGCCUUCAUUUUGGCAUCAUGUUUCAUGAUCCAUCGUAGAAAAAAAGAAGCGAUGGCAGAUAAAGAAGAUGAAGAGGAUAAUGAAGAAGAACCUUAA
Protopterus annectens (West African lungfish) is the source of this 1089-nucleotide messenger RNA. RefSeq names its product izumo sperm-egg fusion 1 (gene IZUMO1). Gene Ontology annotation, biological process: fusion of sperm to egg plasma membrane involved in single fertilization; sperm-egg recognition; heterotypic cell-cell adhesion. NCBI's taxonomy places the organism in Eukaryota, Metazoa, Chordata, Ceratodontiformes, Protopteridae. Gene Ontology annotation, cellular component: acrosomal membrane; plasma membrane. Gene Ontology annotation, molecular function: signaling receptor binding; protein binding involved in heterotypic cell-cell adhesion. The transcript has a single exon. Bases 43 to 1089 code for a protein of 348 amino acids. The record is from RefSeq and is a predicted model, not a curated record.